Sorex fumeus (smoky shrew) is the source of this 1236-nucleotide messenger RNA. RefSeq names its product thyrotropin-releasing hormone receptor-like. Gene Ontology annotation, cellular component: membrane. The record is from RefSeq and is a predicted model, not a curated record. NCBI's taxonomy places the organism in Eukaryota, Metazoa, Chordata, Mammalia, Eulipotyphla, Soricidae. The transcript has 4 exons. Gene Ontology annotation, biological process: phospholipase C-activating G protein-coupled receptor signaling pathway. Gene Ontology annotation, molecular function: thyrotropin-releasing hormone receptor activity. Bases 4 to 1236 code for a protein of 410 amino acids.
ACCAUGGAGAACCGGUCCCAGCACCCUGAGCGCGCCAACGCUUCGGCUCUAGGCGUCAUGCCCCGUCCUCCCGUGGCGAUCCAGGCGGCCACCUUGAUCCUGGUGCCCCUCGUGUGCGCCGUGGGUGUGGUGGGCAACGCCAUGGUGGUCCUGGUGGUGAUCCGAAGCCGCCACAUGGUCACAUCCACCAACUGUUACCUGGUGAGUCUGGCCGCCGCAGACCUGCUGGUGUUGCUGGCGGCGGGGGUGCCCACCGCUGCCGAGGCGGCGUCUGCCCGGGUCUGGGUGUUCGGCCACGCCGGGUGCCUGGGCAUCACCUACCUGCAGUACGUGGGCAUCAACGCGUCCACGGGCUCCAUCACCGCGUUCACCGUGGAGCGCUACCUGGCCAUCUGCCGCCCGCUGCGCGCCCAGACGUUGUGCACGGUGGCGCGCGCCAGGCGCAUCUCGGCGCUGCUGUGGACGGGCACCGGCGCCUACUGUGUGCUCUGGCUCUUCCUGGUGGACACGCGCGAGACGGUCUACGCCGACGGCGUUCAGGUGCAGUGCGGCUACCGCGUGUCGCGCUCGCUCUACCUGCCCGUCUACUUUCUAGACUUCGCGCUCUUCUAUGCGCUGCCCCUGGGCCUCGCCACUGUCUUGUACGCGCUCAUAGCGCGCGUCCUCUGCGUGGAGCCGCUGCCUCCGGGCGGCCCGGGACGCUGCGGCUCAGUGCACCGGGGCGGCUCCGCCCGCCAAGCGCGCUUCUCCCCCAGGAGUGCAAAAGGCACCUUUAACUCACGGAGGCAGGUCACCAAGAUGCUGGCGGUGGUGGUGGUCCUCUUCGCUGUGCUGUGGCUGCCCUACCGCGCGCUGGUGGUGGUGAACUCCUUCCUGAACCCGCCCUACCUCCACAGCGGCUUCCUGCUCUUCUGCCGGCUCUGCAUCUACCUGAACAGCGCCCUCAACCCCAUCAUCUACGCCCUCAUGUCCCAGCGCUUCCGGGAAGCCUUCCGGGGGCUGCUUCCCCGUUGGCGGGCUCAGCCGAAGCUCCCGCCGCAAGAGGGCGCCCCGGUUUCCUACAGCAUCAUCCACGACAAUGUGCUGGGUUUUCUCUUGCUACUGCUGGCUGCCCCCAUGGACACACUGACCAAGGCCCCUGUCACUACUGAGGACAAGUCUAUUGACCUGUUCCUGAGUUCUGACAACGAUGUCUGGUGUCUGGGCACCCGGGCCUCUGGCAGCCUGGUCCUGUGA